AUGCAAGCACUCGCCCGACCCUUGCUCCGGCAGGUCGCGCGACAGCGUCCAUGCUCAUCCACGUCUACGAUCAAAGACACCAACGCCCGUUCGGCGGUCAUCAACGUCCUCAACAACAUUGGCUCUAAGCGAGAGGUUCAGCAAUACCUUGCUCAAUUCACCUCAGUUUCUUCCCAGCAAUUCGCCGUGAUCAAGGUCGGCGGUGCGAUCUUGACCGACUACAUCGAUGUCCUCUGCGCCUCCCUCCGCAACCUUAACCAGAUGGGCCUCUACCCGGUCAUUAUUCACGGUGCCGGUCCGCAGCUGAACAAGCUCUUGGAAGAGGCGGGCAUUGAGCCACGAUACAACGAGGGAAUUCGCAUCACUGAUGGCAAGACGUUGGGAGUAGCACGCAAGUUGUUCUUGCAGGAGAACUUGAAGCUCGUCGAGGCGCUGGAAUCAUGGGGUGUUCGCGCUCGUCCCAUCACUUCCGGAGUGCUCAUGGCUGACUACAAGGAUCGCGCCACCUACGAGUUCGUUGGCGAGGUCAACCAGGUCAAUGCCGAGAGCAUUAAGGCCGCAAUCGCCGACGGAUAUAUUCCCGUGCUCACGUGCAUGGCCGAGAGCGAAGACGGUCAAGUGCUCAACGUCAAUGCCGACAAGGCGGCCGCGGAGCUGGCCAAGACUCUCGUGCCACUGAAGAUUGUCUACCUGUCCGAGAAGGGAGGUCUGUACGACAAGGAGACCAACAAGCUCAUUGAAGCCAUUAACUUGGACGAGGAGUACGACGAGUACAUGAAGAAGCCGUGGGUCAUUCACGGCACCAGGAGCAAGAUUCGGGACAUCAAGACCCUCCUUGAUGAGUUGCCUCGCAGCUCCAGUGUCGCUAUCAUCCACCCGGCUAGCUUGGAGCGCGAGCUCUUCACCCACUCGGGUGCAGGCACGCUGAUUCGCCGUGGCACAAAGCUUCUGCAGGCCUCCUCCCUUGACGAGGUCGGAGAUUUGAACAAACUCAAACAGACUCUCGUCCGGGAUCGGGGAGGACUCGAUGCUGCCAACGUGGUUGACGGCUACCUGGAGAUUCUCGACUCGAAGCCCUUCAAAGCGGUCUUCGACGAGAACAUGGAGGCUCUGGCUAUUGUUUUCCCUCCUGAGGCAGGCGGAAACGCCCUGGGACACCUCGCCACCCUCACCAUGACCCGAUCGGCUUGGUUGUCCAACAUCGCCGACAAUGUCUUCCAGACUCUGAAGCGUGACUUCCCCAAACUCGCCUGGACCGUCAAACAAGACGAUGAGAACCUCACCUGGUUCAGCGAGCAGGCUGAUGGCUCCAUCGCGCGCAAGGGAGAGGUCUUGUUUUGGUACGGCAUUGAGAGCCCCGACGAGGUGCGCGAACUCAUGUCCGAGUUUGUUCAGCACGGUCGACAGAUGUUCGGCGACAUCAACCUCGAGUCGCAGAUCCAUCGAGCAGCGGCCGCCACAGAGCGGAUACGAGCACGUGCGGCAGAUCUCGCCAGCCGACGACCGCAACAGGCUCGCGCAUUCAGUACCAGCGCUCGACCUAUGCAGCGGACACGCGUGACCACCAGCAACCAGGUACGAACCUAUGCGACCACUAACCCCAACCCUCCCCUCGGCAUCAAGAACAGCGAAAAGGACUACCCAUCAAAAGUCGCCCUGAUCGGCGCCCGUGGAUAUACUGGUCAGGCUCUCAUUGACCUCCUGAACCGCCACCCCAACAUGGACCUAUGUCACGUCUCAUCACGCGAACUCAAGGGUCAAAAGCUCAAGGGUUACGAAAAAAAGGAGAUCAUCUACGAGAACCUGUCUCCGGAUGACGUCCGCCGCAUGGCCGAAAAGAAGGAGGUCGACUGCUGGGUCAUGGCUCUGCCCAACGGAGUCUGCAAACCCUACGUUGAUGCCAUCGACGAAUCUGGCCACCAGGAAGCCGUCAUUGUCGACCUCUCCGCCGACUACCGUUUCGACUCCGCCUGGACCUACGGUCUUCCCGAGCUCGUCCAACGCAGCAAAAUCGCCUCGGCCACCCGCAUCAGCAACCCCGGUUGCUACGCGACCGCCGCCCAACUCGGCAUCGCGCCGCUCCUCCCCUACCUCGCCGCCGCUCCCGCGCACCCGACCGUCUUCGGGGUCUCCGGCUACUCCGGCGCGGGAACCAAGCCUUCUCCCAAGAAUGACGUUACUAACCUUACCGACAACCUCAUCGCCUACUCCCUGACCGACCACAUCCACGAGCGCGAGAUCUCCGCCCAGCUCGGCACCCCGGUGGCUUUCAUCCCACACGUCGCGGUCUGGUUCGCCGGCAUCCACCACACCAUCUCCCUGCCUCUCAACCAAACCAUGGCCUCCCGGGACGUGCGCCAGCUGUACCAGGACCGCUACGACAAGGAGAAGCUCGUCAAAGUCUCCGGCGAGAGCCCCGUGGUCAAGAACAUCGCAGGUAAACAUGGCGUCGAAAUCGGUGGUUUCGCCGUUCACUCGAGUGGUCAGCGUGCGGUGAUUAAUGUCACCAUUGAUAAUCUUCUCAAGGGUGCCGCGACACAGUGCUUGCAGAACAUGAACCUUGCGCUGGGCUAUGCUGAGUAUGAGGGUAUUCCUGCGAUGAAAUAG
This is a messenger RNA of Dissoconium aciculare CBS 342.82, 2607 nucleotides long. Its product is annotated as bifunctional acetylglutamate kinase/N-acetyl-gamma-glutamyl-phosphate reductase. Gene Ontology annotation, molecular function: NAD binding; N-acetyl-gamma-glutamyl-phosphate reductase (NADP+) activity; acetylglutamate kinase activity. Gene Ontology annotation, cellular component: mitochondrion; cytoplasm; mitochondrial matrix. Lineage: Eukaryota; Fungi; Ascomycota; Dothideomycetes; Mycosphaerellales; Dissoconiaceae. Bases 1 to 2607 code for a protein of 868 amino acids. Gene Ontology annotation, biological process: L-arginine biosynthetic process. The record is from RefSeq and is a predicted model, not a curated record. The transcript is spliced from 3 exons.